This is a messenger RNA of Rubroshorea leprosula, 1388 nucleotides long. The record is from the annotation of a GenBank genome assembly. NCBI's taxonomy places the organism in Eukaryota, Viridiplantae, Streptophyta, Magnoliopsida, Malvales, Dipterocarpaceae.
GUGUUCCUUACAAUUCUCUUGAAUUCUUUAAUUCAAAGUUUGCCAUAACGUGAACGUGGGAGAUUCUAACAGUGAUAUUGAUAGCUAGAUCACAUUUUCCCUUGGAAAGAGAGUAAAAGGGUUGCAUUUGGAUUUUACAACCUUUCACAAGAUUUCUCAACAAGGAAAGUACAAGCCACUACAUAUCCCCAUGCCCCUCCCACUCCUCAAAUUUGCUGCAGAACAAGGGGGCUUAUCUGUUGAUGUAAUAAAGCGGGCAUUUAGUGCAACUGAACAAGAGUUUCUGAAUUUGGUGAAGCAAGCUCUUCCAGUGAGACCUCAAAUUGCCUCUGUUGGAUCAUGUUGUCUGGUUGGUGCUAUUUCAAAUGAUGUACUAUAUGUGGCAAAUCUUGGUGACUCAAGAGCAGUUCUUGGGCGGAGAGUUUCUGAGGAUAAGAAGAAUAAGGUGGUGGCAGAACGGCUGUCAACAGAUCACAACGUUGGAGUAGAGGAGGUGAGAAAGGAGGUUGAGGAACUCCAUCCUGAUGAUUCACAAAUUGUGGUCUACACCCGUGGAGUUUGGAGGAUUAAAGGCAUAAUUCAGGUGUCCAGAUCUAUAGGGGAUGUUUACUUGAAGAAACCUGAAUUUUAUAGAGAUCCAAUCUUUCAGCAAUUUGGAAACCCUGUUCCUCUGAAAAGACCUGUAAUAUCAGCUGAACCCUCUAUCAUUAUCAGAAAACUCAAGCCACAGGACCUUUUCCUGAUCUUUGCAUCAGAUGGCCUCUGGGAGCAGUUGAGUGAUGAAACUGCUGUGGAGAUUGUAUUGAAAAACCCAAGAGCGGGAAUUGCUAAGAGAUUGGUAAGAGCAGCGCUCCAGGAGGUUGCAAGGAAGAGAGAGAUAAGAUAUGAUGAUAUAAAGAAGAUAGAGAAGGGACCAAGGCGUUAUUUUCAUGACGAUAUCACUGUGGUUGUAAUUUAUCUUGAUCAACAGAAAGGCUCUGGAAGCAACAAUAGAUCUAAACAGAACAAUACUGUUGGCUGCACCACGGCACCUGUUGACGUUUAUUCCUUUAAUGCAGACGAAGCAGCAGAAGAGGAUGUGUUUGACAUAAUUGCCUGAAAACAACAUAACCCAUUAGAGAGUAACAAGCUGACUUGUUCAAGUGAUGUUAUCAUACAUGUCAUGUAUUGCCUAAAUGAUGCUGGGAUUGAUUCUUGGUACGGUUUGUCAGAAGUUAUAGUUGGUCUACGUAAUCAAGUCACUAAAGAAUAGGUGGAUGCCGAUGGAAGCAGGCUGCAACAGGAUUUCCAAGUGAGGGUCUACCCCUACAUCGUCUCACAUUUGUUGAUUCUUGAUUCUGCAUUAUUUCGGUUGAUAUUAGUGAACCCCAUAAAGCAAAAUCUCCAAU